Molecule: messenger RNA, 1677 nt
Organism: Naegleria lovaniensis
Lineage: Eukaryota; Heterolobosea; Eutetramitea; Acrasida; Naegleriidae
Exons: 5
Coding region: 1-1677 (558 amino acids)
Source: RefSeq, a predicted model, not a curated record
AUGUCUCCAAACAUGAUUUCUUCCAACAAGGUUCAUAAAUUGCGAGAAUUGAUGCAAAAGUACUCCAUUCAUGGAUACAUUGUUCCAUCGGGUGAUGCCCAUUUGAGUGAGUACAUUUCCGAUGCCGAUAAGAGAAGAGAAUUCAUCUCGGGUUUUGAUGGAUCGGCUGGUACUGCAGUUGUAACUAUGGAAGAGGCUUCUCUCUUUACGGACGGCAGAUACUGGUUACAGGCACAACAACAGUUGGAUCCUGCGAUUUGGAAAUUGAUGAAACUUGGAAUUGAUCCUCCAUUGAGCAAGUAUAUUACAUCCUUUGCUGAUAUAAAGAGAACCACCACAUUCGGAGUUGACCCAUUCUUAUUUUCUGUCAACGAGUUUUUGGAGCUAAGGAAAGCUGCAUCAGAAAGUGAAAAAGGCCAAGUUGAAAUUAAGCCAAUUCUCGAAAAUUUGUUGGAAGAAAAGUACACGGGACGAUCUGUUGCUGACAAGCUCAAAUUUGUGAGAACAAAGAUGGAAGAACUUGGUGGAGCAUGCUACGUUUUGACAGCUUUGGAUGAAAUUGCUUGGAUUCUCAAUUUACGAGGAUCUGACAUUGACUACAAUACUGUAUUCAUCAGCUACAUGAUUGUUACCUCGCAAGAUGCAUAUCUCUAUGUGGAUGAAAGCAAGUUUGAAUCUCCAAAUAUCAAAAAUGAACUUUCUGAAAACAAUAUUCACGUUAAGCCAUACUUACAGUAUAUGGAAGAUUUGAAAACUAUUACUGAAAAGGUUCAAAAUGAGAACAGUUGCCUUAUUGAUCCAAGAACAUGCAAUUUUGCCACAUUCGAGGCCAUUCGUUGCAAAGUUAAAAAGAUUCAUAGUAUUAUCACUGCAGAAAAGGCCAUUAAGAAUGCAGUAGAAAGAGAAGGUUUCAAAUCUUGUCACAUUCGUGAUGGUGCAGCUAUUGUUAAAUAUCUGGCAUGGCUCGAAAAUGAGUUGGAGAAUGGCAGAAAAGUCAACGAAUAUGACGGUGCAUUGGCUUUAGAGAAAUUCAGAAAAGAGAAUACAGAUUUUCUCAGAUUGAGCUUUUCUACCAUUAGUGCAUAUGGCAAGAGCGCCUCUGUCGUUCACUAUUCACCACCCGAGACAAAUAGUGAGGAGAUUUCUACUGAUAAUUUAUACUUGUUGGAUAGUGGUGCCCAUUACAAAGAUGGAACUACCGAUACCACAAGAACCGUGCAUUUUGGAACACCAAGUGACUAUCAAAAGAGAUGUUUCACUCGAGUGUUACAGGGACACAUUGCUCUGGAUCGUCUCGUGUUUCCAGAAGGACCACAUGGCAUUGGAUACAGAUCUUUGAUUUUAAAUGAAUUUGGUAUGAAAGAGAAUUGCAUUGUGACUAACGAGCCAGGUUAUUACGAGCCUGGUAAAUUUGGUAUUAGAAUUGAAAAUAUUUUGUUAACCAAAGGAGUUGACACCAUGUCCAAUUUCAACGACAAGAAAUAUCUCGGUUUCGAGUCGGUAACUCGUUGUCCCAUCCAACCAAAUCUUGUUGACACUAAUCUUCUGGCAAGAGACGAAAUUGAAUGGAUCAAUAACUACAAUGGUUUGGUUCGUGAAGCCCUUGCUCCACUCUUACAAAAUAACGAUCUUGCUUUGAAAUAUUUAUUGAAACAUACCGAACCCAUUUCCUUGUAG